Suricata suricatta (meerkat) is the source of this 1133-nucleotide messenger RNA. RefSeq names its product mitochondrial transcription termination factor 4 (gene MTERF4). Lineage: Eukaryota; Metazoa; Chordata; Mammalia; Carnivora; Herpestidae. Gene Ontology annotation, cellular component: mitochondrion. Gene Ontology annotation, molecular function: double-stranded DNA binding. Gene Ontology annotation, biological process: regulation of DNA-templated transcription; mitochondrial ribosome assembly. The coding region runs from base 105 to 1133 and encodes 342 amino acids. The record is from RefSeq and is a predicted model, not a curated record. The transcript is spliced from 4 exons.
GGACCCGCGAGGGCGGAAGUGCGGGCCCGCGAGGGCGGAAGCGGCGGAAGCGCCGUCCCGUGAGAGUCGGCUACCGGCGCCAGAGUAGUUGCCGCCUCCGCGCUAUGGCGGCGCUUGGCCGGCAGGUCUCCGACUGGCACCGCCUGAUCCCCCGCGCCUGGGCCCACGUUGCCAGGCAGACUCCUCUCGGAGCACAGAAGAGGACGUCUGCGUCUUUGUCCUGGCAGCUGGCCACAGCUGCCAACGGAGGGGGCCGCCGGACAGUAUCCUCUGUGGAGCCCAAAAAGUAUGUGCGGGACCCCCUUGAGGAGCAGAGGACUCCUGUGGCUCGAGGGUUCUUGGAGCGAGAGAAGGUCAUCAGUGCCCUCCUGGACAUGGGUUUCAGGGACAUCCAAGCGAACGAAUUGCUCACUAUGUGGCCAAGUGUGCCCCCUCAGCAGGUGCUGGACAUCGUUUCAGAAUUAAUCCUCUUGGGUUUGAACCCGGAGCCUGUGUAUGUGGCCGUGAAGAAAAGCCCCGAGCUGUUGAGACUGCCUGUGAUGCAGAUGCGGAAGCGCUGCAGUUACCUGCGGAAGCUCGGGCUCGGCGAAGGGAAGCUCAAGACGGUGCUUCUCUGUUGCCCCGAAAUCUUCAGCAUGCCCCAGAGGGACAUCGGCGGCACCGUGGGGGCUCUCCGGGAGAAAUGUCUUUUCACAGCACAACAGGUGACCAAGAUUUUGCACAGAUGCCCCUACGUUCUUCAGGAGGACCCCGGCGAACUGGAGUACAAAUUCCAGUAUGCCUAUUUCAGGAUGGGGGUUCGGCACGCGGACGUGGUAAGGACCGACUUCCUGCGCUACUCCAUCACCAAGAUCAAGCAGAGACACGUGUUCCUGGAGCGCCUCGGACGGUACCAAACCCCUGACAAGAAGGGCCAGACCUGUGUCCCCAAUCCUCUGCUCAAGGACAUCCUCAGAGCGUCGGAAGCUGAGUUUCUGGCCAGGACGGCCUGUUCUUCUGCUGAGGAAUUUGAAGUUUUUAAGAAGCUCUUUGCUCGGGAGGAGGAAGAGAAGUCCAUGAGCCCUGUGCGGGACAAUGAAAGCUUGAGUCUGGACGAGGAGGGGGAGGGGGAGGGGGAGGGGGAGGGGGAAUGA